AUGCCUCCCACUAACCGGCGGCAACGAGGGCAUGUUCCACCUGAAGAACGUCAAUGUGAUAACAUUCAAGCACCAUCUCCGUCCCCAGCCCCUUCUUCUGAGCCAGAAGAUGCUCGCCCUGUGCUCAUCCCAUACCAGACAGAACCCGACACAAUGGGACUUUAUCGCGUAUGGGGAGAGCGGUACCUUCGGGCAUUCAUCCAGGACUUCCUUCACCAGAAAUUACCUCCAACCAGCUUUUUGAAGCAUUUACGAACCCUUCGGCAGGGUAUUUUGAUGGCAUGGCAGUAUACUGGAAUGAAUGAGAAGUCCGGUGCUGAGUGGGAUUGCCUUGUGCAUUUCCUUAAGGACCCUCUUUUACGACUGGAAGACCUGGGCAGCUUGAAUCACACCCGUGAACUCAAACGAUUGGACGAAUACCUCAAGAAUAAAGCUAACCCUUUUCGAGAAGAGUAUGGAUGGCGCCAAUCUACUGUCAAGAUCCGCUUGCCAAAAGAAAAAGAGAAGUUCAAAUCAGAAAACGACGUGCCAGAGCUCGAGAUUCCGGGUGUCUCGAAGACCUUUAAUAUGACGCCAUUCCAACAAUACUGGAAAACCCCUGAUAACCGUGAUAUUAAAGUUUUUUCUGAGUCUUAUUCCUCCCCUGCCAUGCUCGAAGCUUAUGCAGAAAUCAACGCCCUCCCGCAUGAGCCUGGAGACAAGCUUGAGCAUGUUGUUGCCUUGGUCAUGGUUUGGUCGGAUGCAACCCACCUGGCUAACUUUGGAGACGUGUCUCUCUGGCCAUUUUACGUGUAUUUUGGUAACCAGUCCAAGUACACACGAGGAAAGCCAACGGCUCGGGCGUGCCAUCAUUUGGCAUACAUCCCUACGCUUCCUAAGAAUAUACAGGAGAUCUAUAUGGAUAUAUUUGACAAGCCAACAACAGCCAGCAUGCAUACUCACCUCAAAUGA
This is a messenger RNA of Suillus subalutaceus, 951 nucleotides long. RefSeq lists its product as uncharacterized. The transcript has 4 exons. The record is from RefSeq and is a predicted model, not a curated record. The coding region runs from base 1 to 951 and encodes 316 amino acids. NCBI's taxonomy places the organism in Eukaryota, Fungi, Basidiomycota, Agaricomycetes, Boletales, Suillaceae.